AUGCCUCCUCAUGUAAAUCAACCAUUAACAGAACAAGCUAUAUACGAUUUAAGAAAUAAUUUAAGAAAAGCAACUAAUGAUAUAAAUGAUUAUGAUGAGGAUAAUUAUAGUGAUAAUAUUGAGCAAGAAGAUGAUGAUAUUGAAAAUCUUUAUCAAAUACCAAUGCCAAUUGAAUCAACAACAACAACAAUAACAACAUCAGAAAUAAAAUAUGAAUCAAUAAAAUCUUCAUCAAAUCGUUUUCUAUCGAAUUUUAUUUAUUUAUUAUUAUUAUUAUUAUUAACUCAAACAAAUAAAUGA
Molecule: messenger RNA, 300 nt
Organism: Adineta steineri
Lineage: Eukaryota; Metazoa; Rotifera; Eurotatoria; Adinetida; Adinetidae
Source: the annotation of a GenBank genome assembly